This is a messenger RNA of Serinus canaria (Common canary), 3317 nucleotides long. RefSeq names its product TPX2 microtubule nucleation factor (gene TPX2). Gene Ontology annotation, biological process: regulation of mitotic spindle organization; activation of protein kinase activity. Bases 251 to 2497 code for a protein of 748 amino acids. The record is from RefSeq and is a predicted model, not a curated record. Gene Ontology annotation, cellular component: spindle; microtubule. NCBI's taxonomy places the organism in Eukaryota, Metazoa, Chordata, Aves, Passeriformes, Fringillidae. The transcript is spliced from 18 exons.
ACUGCCGAGCCCUGUUUGAAAUCCGUUAACGGCGGCGGCAGAGGCGCCGCGCGGAGUGGCGGCGGCGCUGCUGAGGAGAGAAGAUCAGAUCUUCCUUUCCUGCCUCAGCAGCUCUGCAAACCAGGUGAAAGCUGAUCCCGCAGAACGGGGGUGAGGGUUCCCCGGCUGGCUGCCUGCAGACACCCGUGUCGACACAGGAGGGCUGUAGAGGUGCAGACAGAGGACUCUUGGGGACCGUGUGGCUGUGAAGAUGUCUAAGCCAGAAUCCCGUUAUUCUUUUGAUGUCCCAAACAUCUGCAUCGAUUUUGCAACUCUGAAUGAGGAUGAUAUGCACAAUGCAGACUCCUGGUUUGAUGAAAAAGCCAAUCUGGAGAAUGUCCCUCCUGCAGAAAAUCUGGCAGAGGUCUCACACCGCAGCCCUGCUUUUUCAAAGCCUGAUGUUACUCUGUCUUCUGUCCCAUCACAAGAAGUAGCCAUGAGUGAAAGUGAUGGUGAAGCAGAACGUGCCCAGGGCAACACGGUCCCUCAGAAUAUUGUUGGGUCCCUGGCAACCUGGAGAGCUGCUGCCCCUGCAGAGGCCCCUCAGAGACCAGGCAGGAGACUGGCUACAAAGCAGGGGAAGACCCAGCAGCGCAAGCAGCCGGGCAGAAUCAAAGCAGAGAGAAUUGCUAAUGCCCUGGAUAAUAAGGAAGAUAUUCCACCCUUGAAGAAAAUGAGACUUUCUGGUAGCAGAGAGAAGGCGACAGAAACGUCCACAAAGAAAGAACCCCUGCAGGAUCCUGACCUCUCUCCAGGGAGAGGGAAAAGCAAACAGACCAUGCCCUCCACGCCAACAAUGUUGAAGAGGACCAAACCUUCUAACAAGCCAAAGAGUACAGAGGAGCAGGAGCUGGAAAAGAUGCAGCAAUUGCAGCAGGAGGUUAUGGAGCUGCGGAAGAAGAACGAGGAGUCUCUGAAAGCAGCUAUUGCUGGAGCAGCACAACCCAUGAAGAAACCUGUCGGUCAAGUAACAAAGCCAAUUAAUUUCCACUUCUGCACGGAGAAUAGAAUUAAGCAGAACGUAGAAAGUCAGCCUGUGAACGAGUACAAGGAGCUGGAUUUUGCAGCAGUCCUGAGGAAGCAUCCCCCUUCUCCGGUGCGAAUGCCAAAGGGACACACUGUCCCCAAACCUUUCAAUCUGUCCCAGGGAAGCAAAAGAAAACUUGAAGAAGCCACAACAGAAUAUGUGUCCUUUGCUGAGCAGGUAGAAGCAUUCCAAAAACGCACACCCCCUCGUUACCAUUUGAGGAGCAGGAAAUCUGAGGAAGGCUCAGUUUCAAAAAAGCCAGUGAAGCCUCAGCCCACGCAUCCCAAAACACCAGUGCUGCGAACAAAGCAUCGCUUGAGACCUGUCACCUGCAAAACUGCUGCAGAGUUAGAAGCAGAGGAAGUAGAGAAAAUUCAACAGUACAAAUUCAAAGCACGAGAAGUCAAUCACAAAAUCUUUGAGGGUGGGCCACUCCUGCCCAAGAAACCCCCUCUGAAGAAGCUCACCCAACCCAUUGGCUUUCAGCUGGAAAUAGAAAAAAGGAUUCAGGAGCGUGAGAGUAAGAAGCAGCAGGAGGAAGAACGCUUCGAAUUCCAUUCCAGGCCAUGUCCCACAAAAAUCCUGGAGGAUGUUGUGGGUGUUCCAGAGAAGAAAGCACUUCCUGUUACAGUCCCCAAGUCUCCAGCAUUUACCUUGAGAAGCAGGACCCGUGUGUCUGGCAGAGAGGAGGAAAAGGAAAAAGAGGAAGUGGCUGUGAUCAAAGCUAAUCCUAUGCCACAUUAUGGAGUGCCCUUCAAACCCAAAAUGCCAGAGCAGAGGCAUGUGGAAGUGUGCCCCUUCUCUUUCGAUGCCCGGGACAGAGAGCGACAAAUACAAAAAGAGAAAAAAAUAGAAGAACUACAGAAGGAAGAGGUGCCAAAGUUCAAAGCGUUGCCUCUGCCUUACUUUGACGAAGUUAAACUGCCAGAAAAGAAGGUCAAAACCCCAACUCAGCCUGAACCAUUCCAUCUGCACGUGGAUGAACGGGGAGCUGCCAAGCUCCAGAGCUGGAAACAGCAGCUUGAAGAAGACUUGAAAAGGCAAAAAGAGGCAGCAUGUUUUAAAGCUCGUCCCAACACAGUGGUGUACCAGGAGCCUUUUGUGCCCAAAAAGGAACAUAGGAUGUUAUCAGAGAGCCUUUCUGGUUCUGUAGUUCCUGAAAGCUUUGAGCUGGCAACAGAAAGAAGAGCAAAAGAACGGCAAGAAUUUGAAAAGCGAUUGGCAGAAGCAGAAGCCUUAAGGGAGAAGUAUGAGGAGCAGAUCAGGCAGCAACAAGAGGAGCGUGAAAAGGAAGAAGUUGCUAAGCUAAGACAAGAAAUGGUUCACAAGGCAAACCCAAUACGCAAAUACCGCAGCCUAGAAGUGAAGUCCAGUCAUCAACCGCUGACUGUGCCAAAGUCUCCCAACUUCUCAGACAGAUUCCGAUGCUGAUGAGCAUCCACUGAAAACUGCUGGGAGAUCCCAUCCCUCUCCACCUCCCUUGGUAGGAGAGAGGGAGCAAUUGUUUUUCCAUGACUGCUUGGUCUGAACUCCUGUGCUUGGUUUCAUUGUUGUACUGAGUAGUUAAACUCCACCUGAGCCCAUGGCAUUUCAGCAGUGCCUCCUGGCCUUGCUGUGUAUAUAGACCCCAUCUUCUCUAGAGACCUAAACCAAGUUUUGAUAUUGCAUACAGAUAUUGUGUACCUAACUAAAUAAAAAUUCCUAAUCUGCUCGCUGUCUAUGGCUAGUGGGCUGAAGCCCUUUCCUGCAGAAGAGUUUUUGAUAAAGACUGGCCAUGCAGAUCUGUGCAUCUGGCAGAGCUGUCUAAUGUUUUUACACUAAGUGCUAUUUUCAAGUGUCUGUUUUUUAGCAUUUAGUCUACAUUUAGCUUGAAUUGUGUUAAUUGAGGUUCCUUCAAGCCAGUGUAGCGCGGGUCUGGCCUUCCUUGUUGAUGUUUAGAUGACCACAAAUACAAAUCUUGCCUACACUUAAAAGUAAUUCUUUGUGUAUAUUAGAGUAUUAAACCAUCUUGCUGUUUUAUAACUGAAGUCCUUUUUGGGAAGCCAUUUGUCUGGCAGGUGACUUGCUGUGAGCUGCUGCCCCAGCUUCUGGCAGUGCAGGUCUCUUGGCUGCAGAGCCAUCAGCAUCUCUGGCUAGUUUUGGCAGUGAGCAGAGCUAAACAUAGCCCAAGUGCUCAAUUGCUGGAGGACAAAACUGCUGGCAUUAUGAAGAGUGGACACAUCUAGAUUAAAGUUUUAAUAAUUAUUUCUUA